GUUUCCUAAAGGUUAGCGACUAGCAGAAAGGCAUUUGUGACAUUGCAUGGAGAAAGGCUCUGCGAGAAACUGCGAGAAACUGAAAGUACAGACGUGCAGUUAGGAGUUCACAAGGAUCUUGAACAGGCCAGUUGUAUUUUAUUUCCAACGGUCUGAUUGCGCUUGGGAGACCUUUCCUAUUUGGAACAAGGAUUCAGAGGGCUUGUCCAACUGGCAGGCGUGUGGCUGAUACCCUCAGCUUCUGCGGGCAGUGGCUUGGCAACCUGACAGCAGGACUGUGAGUAGAGAAGCCAGGCAGGCAGUGUGUGCUGGACUCUGACAGCUUUCCUGGGGUUCCACUGAGCCAGGAGGGAGAGAGUCAGGGGAAGCUGGGGUUAUCAUGGUUUGUAGACUUGGCUUCACGUUCUGCUGGAAGGAUAUGUGCUUGUAGUCAGUCAUACUAUAAGCUGUGUUAAUAUUCUCAUUAAUUCGCCUUUUCUUCCUUGUGAGGAGAUAGUUCAUAAAAGGAAAUGUGGCAUGAGGUUGUUUUUUAUGUAUAAAAUUUCCUUUGUAUGAAGCUAUUACUGUGGAACUGCAGAGUAUCUCUCAGUUGCACAAGACCAGGUAACAAAAUCUUCAGCAAAAGGUGAAGGAUACUGCCUGUCUUGCCAGUGAAAUAAUUCCUUAUGUUUUAUUAAGUGUUUCACUGCUUUUUCUUUCUAUUUGGGGUUAGUUGGUGAGCGAAAAAUCCUUGCAAGGAGCAGACACACUAAGAAGUGAAAGCAGGGCACAACGGACAUUUUGAAAAGCUGUUGUGUUAGGGAAAAUGGAUGGAUGGACUGGAUGAUCUUAGGGGUCCUUUCCAACUGUAAUGAUUCUAUGAUUCUUUGAAACCUGGACCUCUGGGUCUUGACAGGGCAGCCAGCAGGGAUUAGCAUCUGCAUGUGGAGUGGGGAGAGAGGGAGAAAGCUGCCUGGAAAUAUCAUCCCACCCUGAUCCCUAGCUUUCCUCCGUGUUUUCCCUCCACCCCCUCAAAUUCCACAUUUGCCCAUCCACAAACUUCAAAUUCUUCUGCUGCAGCAGCAGCAGCUGCACACUGCUGUGUAGAGAGGGGAGAAAGAACAGCUGUGUCCAAAAAAAUGUGCCAGAAUUACUGGAUCCCAUGAAUCUUCUGCAAUGAGGCUUAAGAGAAAAUUAUUUGGGAGGUUUUUUCUAGGAAUAGGUCUGGCUGAAGUUACUGAGAGCUAAGGCUGCAGGGAAAACUUGAGUCCUUCCUCGCUUUUUGUUUUGGCAGUCCAGGGACUGCCAAGACUUUGUUUACGGACCUUUGUACUGUAAACAGCUCUGUAAGGGAGCUUCUCCUGUAAUUAUUUCCCCUAGUUAGCCAACUCUGAAUAUCCAUGAUCCCUGCCAAAGCAUGAAGGGUGUCAGAGCUGGGUAAAUAAUCAUUUCCACCUUCUGUUUGAAUACUGUAUUCAAAUUCUUCAGGCAGAUGUGAGUUACUCAGCCACAGACCCUUGCAAACUCCAUGGCAGGCAGAUGGGCAACUCUUGACAGUGUGUAUGUGCUCUACAAUAGGCAGGAGCAGCGAAGCGAUGAGAUGCAUAGAAAAAUGUUGGCUGAGUCCAAAACUGGGACAUUCAAAGGAUCCUGAAGCACAUCAGCAAGAAAAGUAAUAUCCUCUGAAUCUGAAUUAUUGGUGGCUAACUGUUUCAGCUGCUUUUCUUCGUAGGUGCUGUGUGUCCAGUGUAAAGCAUAGAGCAGAGACUUUGCUGGGCCAAAGAAGAAGCCAGACGUUGGUCAGUUCUUCUGAGCCUGUGGUAUCUUCUGACUCACCCAUCUGUUCCCGAAAUGGAGUAUGGCUGGUAUUGGCUUGAUGAUUCCAAGCAGUGGAUUGAGUAUGGGGAAGAGCACCCAGAUCACUGCCAUGCCACAGUGACAUCUGAAAUUCUGGAGAAGGAAUUUCUAGCUGACAGCAGUGGUAGUGUGGUUUUCAGGGCUGGUUCUCAGAAGUACGUGUUAGACUUUGAAGACAUGGUCCAAAGAAAUUUGGACUAUCAAACUGAAAGAAAAGUUGAACGGCGGCAAAAAUGUCUGUUGUCUGAAGAUCGACCACGUAGAAGACAAAACACGACUCUAUCAAAUUCUGUCUAUCCUCGACAAUGGGACCGGUCUGCAUUGCCUGAUAUUGGGUUUGAGUUGGUAGAGGUCAGUGAGAUUUCCAAAGAAUAUAGAAAAAUUAAGCGUCUAUUUGAGAAGACGAUGAAAGAUUACCUCAUCCACCGACUGCGGAGGAUACAGAACCCAACACUUUGGCAAGUCUUUCAAUGGCAAAAGGAGCAGAUGAAGAAGCUCAAUACAUCAAAAUCAGUGGAUAAGCGACUCUUGUUCCAUGGGACAAAUCCGUCCCACAUGUCUGCCAUCUGUGAACAGAACUUUGACUGGAGGAUCUGUGGGAUUCAUGGGACAAUGUAUGGAAAAGGAAGCUACUUUGCCAGAGAUGCCAGCUACGCCCACCAGUACUGUUCCUCAAACUCUGGUGUAUACAGCAUGUUUGUAGCUCAUGUUCUUGUUGGAGAUUUUGUUCAGGGAAACGCUGAAUACUCUCGCCCUCCACCCAGACAUGGCAAUUCAAACAGACUUUAUGACAGCUGUGUGAAUGAUCCAACAGACCCUUCCAUCUUUGUCAUCUUUGAGAAGCACCAGAUUUAUCCUGCCUAUAUCUUGGAGUACAGCAGUGAGGGCCAAUGUAUGAUCCUGUAACAAAUGGCAGAAGCUCCUUUGAAUUUGCACUGAAAAAAAUUGUGCUUUUGUGCAUCUUUUUUAAUGUUUGUUCAAUUUAAGUAGCAGCUUUAGAACAUUUUGUAAUGUAACAAACUAAUACCAAUCCCCUGACAGAUUUUGGGGCAGAGUUUUUUGAUAGAGGCUAUUCUUUUGCUAGCAGAAAUUGCUAAACUUUAAUUUCCACCUUACCUCUAGCCUGAGAUAAGGAUGUGCCUGCCUUGAGUACCCUGAUGCAGUGACAUUUUCUGCUGCUGAAAGUGGCUCUGCAGGGUAUACAACUAACUUGAUCUGCUGAUACAGUCACUCAGGGAUGACUACUGGCCAUGAUGGUGCUGAUGUGCCAAAGGGGGACUGAAUGGGGUAUGCAAAAGGAGGAAAAGUGAAAGUAAUUAAAUCAUGGUGCACAAAACAGUAGUCACGGCCUGUCCUUCCAGUAAAUGUCAGGAAGCUUCUUCAUUCUGGAGUCUUUGUAAUUAAUGCUGACAACGAACUUUGCUUUGUUUCCUAGUUGCAUCAACUGACAGGUCUUCUCGCGUUGUUCUUCUAUGUUAAGUUUGCCUGUCCCCAUGACACCGUAUUCUCGCUCUGUCCCCACUGGCUUUGGGUCAUGAGAAUCAGGCAUACUGCACCUGCUGAUGUUAGAUCACCACCAUACCAUGAUAUUAACAGCGAAAAAGUCAUAGAAUUGUAGAAUCAUAUAAUCAUUAGGUUGGACAAGACCUCUUAGAUCAUCAAGUCCAGCCAUUUCUAUCAACCACUAAACCACGUCCCUCAGCACCUUGUCUACCUGUCUUUUAAAUAUCCUCAGGGAUGGUGACUCAACCACCUCCCUGGGCAGCCUCUGCUAAUGCCCAAUGACCCUUUCUGUGAAAAUUUUUUUCCUGAUGUCCAGUCUAAACCUCUCCUGGUGCAGCUUGAGGCCAUUCCCCCUUGUCCUGUCCCCUGUCACUUGGGAGAAGAGCCCAGCUCCCUCCUCUCCACAACCUCCUUUCAGGUAGUUGCGCAGAGCUAUAAGGUCUCCCCUCAGCCUCCUCUUCUCCAGGCUAAACAACUCCAGUUCCCUCAGCUGCUCCUUCUAAGUCUUGUUCUCCAGCCCCAUCACCAGCUUCGUCGCUCUUCUCUGGACACGUCCCAGAGCCUCAACGUCCUUCUUGGAGCAAGGGGCCCAGAACUGAACAUGGUAUUCGAGGUGCGGUCUCACCAGUGCUGAGUACAGGGGCACAGUGAACUGAAUAAUGGUGCACAGCAGUGCCCCACCUGGGCUGCAGAGCCAGUGCUUGCAGCAGUGAAGCAAAGCGGCUUUGCGAGGGGUGGCAGCUGGCACAGCCACCUCCCUUCCCAUCCUGCAGACCAAAGCUGAUGGUGGCUAUUUUGAAUUGCUGCUGCCUGGAGAGGUGAUUGAGAAGCAGCUCAGCAGUGUGUGCUCUGUCUGGGAUGGAUAGCGGAAACCUUGGAGAAAAAAACUUUGUGGAUGGUAAGAUACUACUCAGGAUGGAAUAAAAAAAAAAUAAUUAUUUUAUUUUAAAACAGUAUUUCUGUAUAAAUACAAAAUCACCACAGUCAAAAGUGGGUAAAUUUUUUAUGCUAUAAGUGGGUGGAACCAAGAGUAUGGAUGUGUGUAGGAUCUCAUUGGUUCUCCUAAAGUCUGCUAUCUUGAGCCACAACCACUGUUCUUAGAAAACAUCAGAAUUGCAGCAGGCUGCAAUGAGUCCCUGAGCUGCCAAAUUUAGUGCACUUCCAUAUCCCAUCUCUUCUUGCAGUAAGAUAGAGCCUAAAGGUUCUUCUUCUGCAAACUAGUGAUCUAAUCUUGUCAGCCUCAGGUGAGCAGAGAACUUUCUGUGCAUUCAGGAAGCCAUGGUGAAAGACACUUUUUUCCCUGAAUAUAUAACACUUUCUAAUUAAAAUACCCCAAAAUAAAUGGCAACAAGUUAUCUGCCGCACAACUUUCUCAAUAAGGAAAAUAGUUUACAACAGUGAAUUGCUUUUCUCUUCUGUCACUACCACUACACUGGAAAACUACUAUGAUUUUGGAGAGCUGUUUGCUUAGGAUUUAUCAACUGUCUUACAACUGCAUCCUGUGCUUUGCAUAAACAUGGAUCUGGGCAUUAUUUGUACAAAUAAUAACAGAAUUUCUGUUUUAAGUUGUUAAUUUUAUAAGUAAAUGGGGUUAUAUCCAGAUAUUUUUCAAUUUACGGACUUGCUGCCUCACUGUGGCACACGAUGAGUGCCGUGCAAGAGCAGUUUUCACCCUGCAAUUACCUUCUCUUUGCUGCCUCCAAGCUUCAGACUCAUGAGGAUAGGAAGAGACUGAAUAAUGGGCAUGUCCAGCUGUCACUCUGCCUUCAUCCUCGCACCAUUGUGUAAAUAUGCUUCCGGGCUUUGUCAACUUAUGGGGAGGAUUUGAAUGUGGGCAGCCUUUGAGCAGGAUAGGGCCUGGAAGGUGGAGGGUUUGGGAAGAGUUUGGUUAUUAGAGAAAAUGCUCUGUGGAAUGACGCCUUUGUACAAACCGUCUUCUCCACCAUGACAGAAGAAGUCAUCCACCAUGUGGGAGAAAGCUGAUUCCAGCAAGGUGGGCUUUGGAGUGUGAUUGCCAGCCUCCUUGGGGGCAGGAGAAGGUAAGCGAGAGAGAGCAUGCUGAGAGGAAGGCCAGGCACUGAAAAAGGGGUUUUGUUGGUCUCGAAAGAGGAAACCAGACAGAGAGGAGGUUGUACACAAACACGCAGAGCUUGGAAGAAAGAUUUUCCAGGAAGUCGGAACUAUUUCUGACUUCAGGGAGAGUUCACACAACCUUCAGCAAUUAGUGCCUGGGUGUUAUAAUGAAAGGAUCAGGCAGAGGGCUGUUGUGUGCGGCUGUACUGGUGCCCUGUGGCGUGGAAUUGCUGAGGCGUAGCUGUUGUUGGCUUUCUAGGUGUUAAGAAAGCCAGUUCUGAAGCAGAAGAACUCCUUGAGGACCUUGUGCUAUUUAAGGGUCACUCUCUGCAACUCUUAGCUUGUGUCACUCCCAAAAAGAGCAGUUCUACCUCGAGAUGUUUUCACUGCUAUUUUCCCCAUGUCACUGUUAGUGAAUGUACUGGCAUGGGGAGGAUCAGAUGUAAAGCAUUCAUUGCUUGAAAACUGACCUAGCCAAAACCCCCACAAAACAGAAAUCUAAAAUAUGCUGUUCAUCAUGAGUGGUUCCAAGUUCUACUUGUGCCAACACUGACAAAGGAGAAGCUACAUCAUAGAUUUUCAUGGGCAUAAGAUAAUAGCGAGCCUAUGCUUCAAGCACAGCGUUGAACAGUAAAAGACUGGGAGUAUUUCAGUCUGUGAGGCACUCAGAGCAGAAAUCACUAGUAAAAGUGAAAACCAACAUAAACUGUAAAUACUUCUUCAUGGAAGGUUUGUUUGGUAUCACAAAUUUGCUAAAACUGCUUCCAGACCUAAACCACUUGCUACCUCUGGAGUACUUGGGUGCCUGGAGCUGUGAGCAGAAAGCAUCCCUCAGCACCUCAUCCCUCAUAGAAAAGAAAUACUUGCAAACCAUCAGCAACAGCUGCAGGUGUUGGCAGCACUAAGCAUGGAUCUGAUCCAUAGGCUUUUAAUUUAUUUUUUUCCCCUGGGAAAAAACGUUUGAAGAGCUCUCUGCCCUGUUGAGAAAGAUUUAAAUGACUUCUGACUCAGACACAUGGGACUAACAGUUUCAGGGUCCCCAAAACGGUGAUGGAAAAAGUCUGACACAAGGAGCACUUGUGAAUAGUCAAACUGAUUUCUGUGUUAUUUGCUGCCUUCCCUGCCAGCAAAGCUGGUGCAAGCCAGACAGAUGUUGGUGUGGGUUUUUCCUGGAGCCUCUACGGUUCCCCAAGCUCCAUCUGCCCAAGCACAGGGAGGAAGGCUGCCCUCAACAUGAAAUGAAAUGAUCGGUUGGUAUCCUGCCUAAUUACUUCUCUGACUUUUCAGUAUGUUACUCAUUAGGAGGGUGCUGUGGGAGCACUUCGCUGCCACAGGGAGGUUCUUUUGGGGAGAGUGGCAGCUGUAAGAGCCCAGAGGGAGAGGGUUUUUCUGGGAGGCCAGCUGCCUCCCCCAGAGUCCCCAGAUGCAAAGGUGUUAGUUCAAGUGAUCUUUUCAAUGUAAUAAUGCAUUUCUAAUUGAUUUUCUUGUGAUGCUUUUAGGACAUCACAUCCUUCUUUAAUGCUGUUGGUUACACAUUCAUGCAUCUGUUCUAGGCUUUCUAUUAAAUAACAUCUCAGCAAGUUUUCAGGCUUCCAUUUUAUUUACUGGUGCCAAAUUUGACUUUUCAGCAUUUUUAAGUAUGCAUUUUAACAAUUUUUGACAGAAUUUAUUACAGGACAAUUAAACUGUAGAAAUUUUAUGUUUGAUUGUACGUGCUGAAUGGUAUGUUAUUUUCCAAAACACUGAAACUCCUAAAAAUCAACCUGAGCACCAUAAUCUUGGCUCUAACACUGUAUGGGUUCCAGGUGAAGAAAACAUGGAUAUUGUGCUUGGCAUGACAUGUUCAAGAAUCCCAUUAUUCAACAAGAGUGUUUCUGGAUCAAGGAGAUAAUGAUCCCGAAUCAAUGUGUAGCUGAGCUAAUGUUGG
Messenger RNA from Cuculus canorus (common cuckoo), 7339 nucleotides. RefSeq names its product protein mono-ADP-ribosyltransferase PARP12-like. NCBI's taxonomy places the organism in Eukaryota, Metazoa, Chordata, Aves, Cuculiformes, Cuculidae. The record is from RefSeq and is a predicted model, not a curated record. The transcript is spliced from 8 exons. Gene Ontology annotation, molecular function: NAD+ poly-ADP-ribosyltransferase activity. Bases 1831 to 2742 code for a protein of 303 amino acids.